UCCACGGAUUCUCGGAGUUCGUUGUGUAGUGCUGAGCGAUUGCGAGCGCAGUGAUUGUGUUUAGCAAAAACCGAUAUACAUUCCUGUCCGCUGUUUGCAGCCGGCCUCGGUUUUUUUUCUUGUUGCUCGCUUUUGGAAGUGGUAGACAUUUUCAAGUGUACAUUUACAAACCGUUCACGAUCAGCAUCCAGUGCCUUGCUUUGUUGUGAAGAUAUUAAGAAAAAUGUGUGUGUGCGUGCGAGUUAUAUUAUUAAUACAUCGGGAAAGUAAUUAAUAUUGUGUCAUGACCACUUCACACGCAUAUACUAUAAAUAUCAAAACUGAGUGUGCUGCCUGCUCUAGUGUAAAAACGUGGAAUCAUGUAAGCUGUAAUUCGACUACCCGCAUGUGAUUCAAAAUUUGAAUGAUCGGCUCUUAUGGAGAAUGGAUUGAACCUGAAGUUUGUUCUGGAGACCUCUAUCAGCUGGCCUUAAGCAAAACUGACACAUUAGGAACUAAGGCCCGUCGGUCACCUCAGCGAAGAUCUCGGUCGGUCUCGUCGGACGACCGCGAGCGAAUUCGGGUCGACUUCGGUUCACCUAAGCCCGAAUGCGAAGUGGUCGCCGGCGCACGCCAUGCACGUGGCUGGCUUGUAGCAGCCUUUGUUGGUGUAGCCGAAGGUCAGGCAGUGCCCGCAUUGCGCUACGAAUUGACGCGUCCGCGGCUCUUCGAAAGAAACUGCGUGAAAGCACAGAGACCUCAGUGCCUUAAGAGCUCCAAUGUCUUUGUGAUUGAUUUCGAUGAAAUAAAGGCCUAG
This is a messenger RNA of Gryllus bimaculatus (two-spotted cricket), 796 nucleotides long. The record is from the annotation of a GenBank genome assembly. NCBI's taxonomy places the organism in Eukaryota, Metazoa, Arthropoda, Insecta, Orthoptera, Gryllidae.